GAAAAAUGAAAUGUGACAGGUGAUAAGUAGUAACAAACAAUAUUUUAGAAAAUUAAAUAUGAUAACAAUAUGAAAUAGUUUGAAUUUAAACAUAAGAUCAAGUAUUUUUUUUUUAAAUAAGACAAAGUUUAUAACAUCGACCAAAUAUGAAGAAAGAAAAAACAGGAGAUACUUGCAGACCAUUCAAAUUAGCCCAUCAAAUUGUGAGUUUAACCGGGAUAAGUUUUGAAAGGAAGAGCAUAAUAGGCUUUGUCGAACUUACUGUAGUACCACUGAGAGAUAAUUUGAGAAUAAUAAAAUUAAAUGCCAAGCAAUGUCGAAUUUACAGGGUUCUCUUGAAUGAUCAUUAUGAAGCCCAUUUUCAAUAUUUUGAUCCUUUCUUAGAUGUUUGUCAAUCAGAUACUGAAACGAGAAGUUUAGAAGCAUUUUCUCAACAUCAUCUUGCAGCUGCAUUAAGGGUAGAUCCUGAUAAUAAUUCAGGAGAAUUAGUUGUAACAAUACCGCCAGAAGCAUCUCAUUUAGUGGCAGAAGGGACUGCUUUAAGAGUUGGUAUUGAGUUUUCUUUAGAGUUACCACAAGGUGGUAUACAUUUUGUGGUACCGCAAAAAGAAGGGACAUAUGCUGAGAGAGGUGUCCACCUGUUUACAUAUGGUCAUCAAAAUUCUUCUAGACUAUGGUUUCCAUGUGUAGAUAGUUUUGCAGAAACAUGUACAUGGAAACUUGAAUUUACUGUAGAAGAAGAGAUGACGGCUGUAUCAAACGGAGAUCUAAUUGAAGUAGUUUACACUCCAGAUAUGAGAAGAAAAACAUACCACUACACUCUUAAUAUUCCCACAUGUGCUCCUAACAUUUCAUUAGCAGUGGGACCGUUUGAAAUUUUUGUUGAUCCAUUUAUGCAUGAAGUAACUCAUUUUUGUCUUCCAAAUUUAUUGCCACUUCUAAAAGUCACUACUAGAUAUAUGCAUGAGGCGUUUGAAUUCUAUGAGGAAACUUUGUCAAAUAGAUACCCAUAUUCUUGCUAUAAGCAAGUAUUUGUUGAUGAAAUUCAUGAAGAUUAUAGAUCUUAUGCUACCAUGAGCAUUUUGAAUGUAAAUUUGCUUCAUUCAGCUGUUAUUAUAGAUCAAGUUUACAUUACUAGAAGAGUUAUGGCACAAGCUAUAGCUGAACAAUUUUUUGGUUGUUUCAUAUCUAUGCAGAAUUGGUCGGAUAUGUGGUUGAAUAAAGGUAUUAGCCAAUAUUUGUGUGGACUGUACUGUAAAAAAUCAUUCGGAAAUAAUGAAUAUAGAGAAUGGAUUCAAAGUAAUUUAUUCGAUGUUGUUAAAUAUGAGGAAGAAUUUGGUGGUAUAGUCUUAGACCCUAGUCAACAACCAGCUCCAUUACCUGUGGGAUCAAAUCAAACACAGACUCCACAAAAAAACAAUGAAGAAAAAUUUUAUUUCUCAAUAAGAAAUCUGCAUACAAUGUCGUCUAUGUAUGUGGAAGCUCUUCAUAAAAAAGCUUUAUUAGUAAUGAGAAUGUUGGAACAUCGAAUUGGAUUAGAGCUACUCCUUCAGGUUUUUAACAAACAGCUCUCUCUUGCUACUAAUGCGGCACAACAAAAAAUCGGCAGUGGAUUAUGGGGACACAUGUUGAUUAGUACAAAUGUUUUUACAAAAGCCAUAUUCACUGUUACUGGAAAAGACAUGGCUGUGUUUAUUGAUCAAUGGGUUCGAACUGGAGGACACGCAAAGUUUCAUUUGACUUCUGUUUUUAAUAGAAAGAGGAAUACAAUAGAAUUAGAAAUUCGACAAGAUGCUACAACAUCUUUGGGGAUUCGAAAGUAUGUUGGGCCACUUUUGGUAACCCUCCAAGAAUUAGAUGGGACUUUCAAGCACACAUUACAAAUAGAAAAUACAGUUGUUAAGUCAGAUAUCACAUGUCAUUCAAAAAGUAGAAGAAACAAAAAGAAGAAGAUUCCUUUGUGUACUGGUGAAGAAGUUGACAUGGAUUUAAGUGCUAUGGACGAUUCUCCUGUGCUUUGGAUUCGCCUUGAUCCUGAAAUGACAUUAUUACGUUCAGUUGUUAUAGAACAACCUGAUUAUCAAUGGCAGUAUCAGUUGCGACAUGAAAGGGACGUAACUGCUCAAAUUGAAGCCAUCAUUGCUUUGGAGAGAUAUCCUACUCCACCUACUCGAUUAGCUCUUACAGAUACCAUUGAAAAUGAACAGUGCUAUUAUAAAGUUAGGUGUAAAGCUUCACAUUGUUUGACAAAGGUAGCAAAUGCUAUGGUUGCAAACUGGGCGGGUCCUCCGGCGAUGUUGGCUAUUUUCAGGAAAUUUUUUGGUUCUUUUGCCGCUCCUCAUAUAAUCCGUCAAAACAAUUUUCAAAAUUUCCAACACUACUACCUCCAAAAAACGAUUCCUCUUGCAAUGGCGGGUUUACGUAAUACUCAUGGUAUAUGUCCACCGGAAGUUGUUCGAUUUCUACUAGAUUUAUUCAAAUACAAUGAUAAUUCUAAAAAUAGACACAGUGAUAAUUAUUAUAGAGCGGCAUUAGUAGAAGCAUUGGGCAAUACCGUAACCCCGGUAGUGUCUGUAGUAGCUCAAGGUACACCAAUAACUGCGGAGAAUCUUAGUGCCGAUACAAAACUGAUAUUAGAAGAAAUAACAAGGUUAUUGAAUCUGGAAAAGGCAUUACCUUGUUAUAAAUAUACAGUUUCAGUUGCUUGUUUAAAAUCUAUAAGAAAAUUACAAAAGUUUGGUCAUUUACCAAGUAGGCCGACACUGUUCAAAAGUUAUGCCACUUAUGGACAUUUCAUUGAUGUACGGUUAGCAGCUCUAGAAUGCUUGGCUGAUUUUGUGAGGGCAGAUGGUAAAUUGGAAGAUUUAAUGUAUGUACUGGACUUUUUAGAAAAUGAUCCAGAUCCCGGAUUCAAACACAAAUUAGCUAUGCUGUUGAUAAAAAAUCCACCUUUCAAACGAGCUCAUAGAAGUAAAUUGGACGUACCAGAACUUGUAGAAAGAAUAUGGAUUAAUAUCAAUUGUAUGUUAUCACAUGAUACAAGACUUCGAUGCGAUUUGGUUGACUUUUAUUACACUCUUUAUGGUACAAAACGUCCAUUCUGUUUACCCAUCGCCGAACUAGAUGGUAUUCUCGGUUCCAAACAUGAAAGUAAAAAACAUAAAUUACCCACCAUUCCAAAGAAUGUACCGCCACCUAGUGAACAUAAUAUAAAAAUACGAACUCCGUCGCCUACUUUGAAAGAAAGUGCUCCACAGACUAUCAUAUUGGAACCUGUUGAUAUGGAUAUUGAAGUAGUAGCUAGUGAAGAAAAAGGCGUUAAGGAAGAAGUACUCGAAGUAAAAUGCGAAUCGCCAACUCUUCAAAAACAAGAAUAUUUUUCCGACAACUCUGUAUCGCUUCCCGGCUUAGGACAAAGUGGACCGGUAGGUUUCGAACCUGGCAUGUUCAAAAAAGAGGACGAAGCUAGACAUAAAAGCGAAUCGCCCGGUAAAGUGAAGAAAAAGAAGAAAGACAAGAAAAAGCAUAAACACAAACAUAAACAUAAGCAUGAACAUAAACAUAGUAAGGAGAAAAAAGAAAAAGAUCCUAAAUCGAAACUAAAAGAAGAUACUUUAAGUUCUAUGAGCUCGACGCCUAGUCCUAAUCCUUUAUCUAUAGGUAGCGCAGAAACUAUAUAAAUGUGUACAUAUAUAAUUUUGUUUAUAAUUUUUUUAUAUACGUAUUCUUUAAUAAAUUUUCUCUAUUUU
Diorhabda sublineata is the source of this 3749-nucleotide messenger RNA. It is a transcript of the gene Taf2, whose product is annotated as transcription initiation factor TFIID subunit 2. Bases 147 to 3680 code for a protein of 1177 amino acids. Gene Ontology annotation, biological process: transcription initiation at RNA polymerase II promoter. The transcript has 14 exons. The record is from RefSeq and is a predicted model, not a curated record. Gene Ontology annotation, molecular function: metallopeptidase activity; chromatin binding; RNA polymerase II general transcription initiation factor activity. Gene Ontology annotation, cellular component: transcription factor TFIID complex. NCBI's taxonomy places the organism in Eukaryota, Metazoa, Arthropoda, Insecta, Coleoptera, Chrysomelidae.